UUUGGGGAGGAGCCAGAGGGAAUAAGCAAACAGAGAAGAUGUCACUGACUGUGAAAGGAAGUCCGCCUUACACGGAACACCUGACAACGGAUUUGGAAGCUGUUUGAAUUUUCUUUACUUUCCUCAUUUUUUAUGCUUACUGUUUCUUUGAUGUUCUUGGACUAUUGGACUUGAACUCCACGCAGGAAGUCAUUACCUAACACCGCCAACUCAGCAUUUAUCAUUGCAGCGUCAUUCCACUCCUCACAGGAUUACUUUUUUUUUUACAUAAAUACACUUCGAUCAUGGCAGACUUUCCAUCUAAGGUUACCACGGAGACCAGCCCCCCCAACUCCCAGGGCGCUCAGCAGGGGGGCAACAGCCUGAGAGCGGGGGCAGCUAACCUUAGCAGCAAGAUGGACAUGUCUUUUGUCAGGAGCAUCCCAUCUGUGCUCAUGAUGGCUCAAAUAUGUUUGGGCUUGCUCCACUGGGCGCUGAUUGCCGCCUCUCCUUACAUGUGGGCGCCGGCCAAUGGCUGGGUGCUGUUUGUGGCCGUCACCUUCUGGCUUCUCACCACCGUCCUGUUCUUCAUGAUCCUCUUCCGUGUCCAGACGAGACUUUCCGCAGUGCCGUGGCCCCUCACGGUGAUGGUGUACCAUGGAGUUGCAACGCUCCUCUACCUGACUGCCUUCCUGGCCAACGCCGCGUCCGUUCAGCCCUUCUAUUACAGCUACUUUUUUGGACAUAUGGCCGCCGCUGCUUUUUUCGCCGCCGUCGUGACGGUGGCAUACGGCGGCAGUGCUUUCUUCUCCUACUUGGACUGGAAGGGAGACGGAGGAAACGCCGCCACCAGCACGGUGCCCACCUAGGACCGCAACAAAGCCUCGCAAGAAAAAGGAAGAAAAAAAAAGCACAGUUUUAUUACUGGAAAAAGUCUUGUGUUUAUAUGAGGUAAUCAAAGAGUCAUGUGAUGAUCAAUCAUGCUCCACCUGGAUGACACUCCCUUGGACACACCAUCAUACAUUAUAACUGUAACACACUGGAAUGUACUGUUUGCUUUCUGUCCAACGAUGAAUGUAGAAGUAAUAUGUGAUGUACCGAAACCACUUAGAUGGCGUUGUCAUAAAUGCAAUAUCGACAAUG
Nerophis ophidion (straightnose pipefish) is the source of this 1122-nucleotide messenger RNA. It is a transcript of the gene pllp, whose product is annotated as plasmolipin. Gene Ontology annotation, molecular function: structural constituent of myelin sheath. The transcript is spliced from 4 exons. Lineage: Eukaryota; Metazoa; Chordata; Actinopteri; Syngnathiformes; Syngnathidae. Gene Ontology annotation, biological process: myelination. Bases 285 to 848 code for a protein of 187 amino acids. The record is from RefSeq and is a predicted model, not a curated record. Gene Ontology annotation, cellular component: membrane.